This is a messenger RNA of Pyricularia grisea, 270 nucleotides long. RefSeq lists its product as uncharacterized. Lineage: Eukaryota; Fungi; Ascomycota; Sordariomycetes; Magnaporthales; Pyriculariaceae. The record is from RefSeq and is a predicted model, not a curated record. The transcript has 2 exons. The coding region runs from base 1 to 270 and encodes 89 amino acids.
AUGGUAAUUGCCACCCCACCAUUUCCCAACCGUCCCCAGACCGAUUUGUUCACGGGUUGGGAAAGCGUGAAGUUAAUAUAUUAUCAGGUGUCCAACUAUGAUUAUUUUGACCAUUAUCUCUGUCGCGCACUGCAGAUGAUUGAGUCCGCCCGCCAGAUAAAUGUGAAAAGAGAGCGGAUUUACCAGCAGGAGCAGUGCACGAUUUGCAGGAGGGAUAAAAGGAACUUAUAUCGGACUAUACCAGGGCCAUUAAAAACCAAGAGGAGAUGA